Messenger RNA from Melitaea cinxia (Glanville fritillary), 1355 nucleotides. RefSeq names its product possible lysine-specific histone demethylase 1-like. Gene Ontology annotation, molecular function: oxidoreductase activity. The transcript is spliced from 7 exons. The coding region runs from base 1 to 933 and encodes 310 amino acids. Lineage: Eukaryota; Metazoa; Arthropoda; Insecta; Lepidoptera; Nymphalidae. The record is from RefSeq and is a predicted model, not a curated record.
AUGGGGCCUCCCGACGUCAAAGGGCUAAAAGGCGUCGAAGCGCGUCUGUCGAAUAAUGGCCCAAGUUAUGUUCCCAUUCGAAACGGCUAUUCGUGUGUGCCAGUUGCCCUGUCCGAGGGUUUGGACAUAAGGUUGGGUACAUCGGUCACAGAGAUAUCGUACGGUGGUCCGGGCGUUACGGUGAAGGCUGUCAACCCACGUGUCCCUAACCAGCCGCAGACUUUUAAGGGUGACGUCAUUCUUUGUACAUUACCAUUGGGAGUAUUAAAAGUUGCGGUAGCGAACAACGGACAGAAUCAGCAGAAUUUUGUGAAGUUCGACCCGCCGUUGCCUGAUUGGAAAGUUGCGGCAAUUAAACGUCUCGGUUACGGUAACCUAAAUAAGGUUGUGCUGUGUUUCGAGAGGACCUUCUGGGACCCGAGCGCGAAUCUCUUCGGACACGUCGGCACGACUACGGCCAGCCGAGGCGAGCUUUUCCUGUUUUGGAAUUUGUAUAGUGCGCCGGUGCUUCUCGCGCUAGUGGCGGGCGAAGCUGCGGCAGUUAUGGAGAAUGUCACUGAUGACGUCAUCGUGGGUCGAUGCAUUGCCGUCCUGAAGAGUAUCUUUGGACACGCAGCUGUACCGCAGCCCAAAGAAUGUGUGGUUACAAGAUGGCGUGCAGAUCCAUUUGCUCGAGGUUCCUAUAGUUUUGUGGCUGUCGGUUCCUCUGGAACUGAUUACGACUUACUAGCAGCACCAGUUCCUGACUCAUCUGGAGAUAAUAGGUUAUUCUUUGCUGGAGAACAUACGAUGCGCAAUUAUCCAGCUACAGUUCACGGCGCCUUUCUAUCUGGACUCCGUGAAGCAGGACGCCUUGCUGAUCUUCUAAUGCCUCAACCUCCUAUAACUAAUGCUAGCGUAGCAGCCGCAACCGCUGCGGCUAACAAUUCUUGAUUGGAACAAAAAAGAUUAGCACGAAAGAGUAAUUAGACCAACAAACUUAAAGAAACAUUUUUAACGAUCAGUCCUAUUUGACAGUGUUUUUGGUUCACUUUGUCAUCAAUUUUACAGCUUACAUGAGAUCAAAUAUUUAAUUAUAAAACAUUAUGUUCACAAAAUUUAUAUAACUUCAAACUCGUUGUCAAACAUGUCGUCAAACUUAUCUUCCAUUAAACAUAAAAUUGUGGACGGGUUGAUAGACACGCUAAAUGAAAUCACAUACUAUCAAAUGUUUGAUUUAACAUGUCGAUUUUGACCAAAGGUUUGAUCGUUUACGGGGCAUUUUAUACGAUUGGACUUUUACGUUCUGACAUUUUAUGAAAUGUCGUAUCUUUGAGGUUUUGUUUGAUUUAAUUAUUAAAGAAGUUUGGAUAUGU